UAAAGGGAAAGAUGAAGCUGGUGUAACAAAGAUGGGAGGGGCGGAGGGAAAGCAUAUAGUAGGGGGCUCAGAGCAAACAUGGGGACACUGUCUUCUUGAGCUAAGGUGUUCCUGAGGAGAAGACUGGGCUUCAAGUUCUACUCUCUGCUGAUCUUCUACAUCUCACAGGGAAAGAUCUGGACUGCUAUGAAAUUUAUCAUCUAUUUAAGUGUCAUUGUUGGGAUAUUUUUCUCUGCUCAGUCAUCUGCGCAGAAAGAAGACCAUGCUCCCUAUUUGGUAUACCUCAAGUCUCACUUCAACCCCUGUGUAGGUGUCCUUAUCAAAAACAACUGGGUGUUGGCCCCAGCUCACUGCUACUUACCAAAUCUGAAAGUGAUGCUGGGAAAUUUCAAGAUCAGAAUCAGAGAUGGGACAGAGCAGGCAAUUAACCCUGUCCAGAUUAUCCGUUAUUGGAACUACAGCCAUAGCUCCCCCCAGGAUGACCUCAUGCUCAUCAAGCUUGCUAAGCCUGCUGUCCUCAACACCAAAGUCCAGCCCCUUCCCCUCGCCACCAGCAACGUCUGGCCAGGCACUGUCUGUCUGCUUUCAGGUUUGGACUGGAGCCAUGACAACAGUGGCCGACACCCUGAUUUAAGGCAGAACCUGGAGGCCCCUGUGAUGUCUGAUAAAGAGUGCCAGAAAACCGAACAAGGAAAAAGCCACAGAAACUCCUUAUGUGUUAAAUUUGCGAAAGUGUUCAGCCGAAUUUUUGGGGAGGUAGCUGUCGCUACUGUCAUCUGCAAAAACAAGCUCCAGGGGAUUGAGGUCGGACAUUUCAUGGGAGGCGAUGUCGGCAUCUACACGAAUGUUCACAAAUACAUACACUGGAUUGAAAGCGUCACUAAAGACAAAUGAGACCCCACUACUCCCUCUGAGUCCCACUGGCUCCACCAUCAACUCUACAGGCCAUUACUUUCCCCGAACUCAAAAUAAAAUGUCCGAAUAGAAAUAUUUGGGUGCUUCACACCAAUGGCCUCUGUUUUCCUGUUUGUGCCUUUGCCCACGGAUCAUAGUGAUGAGAAGAACCAAGAACAAUACAUGAAGUGAGCACUUACUAAACUGUACUGGCUUAUAUCUAUUGUCUCAGUUAAUGCUCAUAACAAACCUUUGAGGUUAUCUUUUAUCUCCACUUUUGUAAAUGAGAAAAGUGAGACUAAAAGACGUUAUUUAACAUUAUCUGUGACUGAUAGAUAUCAGAGCCUGGAAUGGAACACCAAAAUGUCAGAUUCUCAAUCCUAUGCUCUUAGCCUCAAAAUUAAAGGGGAGUCCAUGGCACCCCAACAUAUGUUGGGUUCUAUUUUCCUGCUAGCUCUCUUAUCAUUCAAAGGGCUUGUAGCCCUCACUUGCGGCUAAGACCUUGGGUAUUGGAAUAAGCUCUCCUAAGAAUGGUCAUACUUCAUCUCA
Messenger RNA from Equus caballus (horse), 1443 nucleotides. It is a transcript of the gene PRSS37, whose product is annotated as serine protease 37. Gene Ontology annotation, biological process: proteolysis; positive regulation of acrosome reaction. Gene Ontology annotation, cellular component: acrosomal vesicle. The record is from RefSeq and is a predicted model, not a curated record. Lineage: Eukaryota; Metazoa; Chordata; Mammalia; Perissodactyla; Equidae. Gene Ontology annotation, molecular function: serine-type endopeptidase activity.